AUGUUGCCUACCCCUAUAGUAGAAACGUCGAAGGGAAAAGUACAGGGUAUGAUAAGUGAAAGUGGUUCUGGUACAAAAUUCUUUACUUUUAAAAGUAUUCCAUAUGCUAAACCUCCGAUAAAUGAGUUAAGAUUUGCUCCACCAGUACCCCCAGAACCAUGGGAAGGAAUUCGAGAUGCCACAAAAGAUUGCAGUAUCUGUGCCCAAUUCGAUAAAGACUCAUUCAAGGUUGUGGGUGAUGAAGACUGUUUAUAUUUAAAUAUCUAUACUCCAAAGCUUCUGGAACAAAAUGCGAAACCAUUACCAGUUAUGGUAUUCUUUCAUGGUGGUGGCUUUGUCUUUGGCAAUGGUACAGAUGACUCCAUACAUGGAGCUGACUAUUUGGUUGAAAAAGAUGUUGUAGUUGUUAGUUUAAAUUACCGUUUAGGUAUACUAGGGUUUCUCUGCUUGGACUGUAAGGAAGCACCUGGAAAUAUGGGUCUGAAAGAUCAAGUUCAAGCUUUAAAGUGGGUCAAACAGAAUAUUCAAAACUUUGGUGGUGACCCAGAAAAUGUUACUAUAUUUGGCAUAAGUGCUGGUGGUGCAUCAGUGGAGUACUUAAUGCUAUCGCCUAUGUCAAAAGGUCUGUUUCAUAAAGCAAUUGCUCAAUCAGGAUCGUCCUUAUUGCACUGGGCGCAGUCUUCUAAAAUAAAACAGCUAGCUGGUAUGAUCCCAGUAAUGAAAAAAGUACCAGUUGGAGAUGACAGUGACUUACUGAAGUAUUUAAAAGGCAUGUCUACACAAGAUCUGAUAGCUACAUCCAUGUUGGUUUUGGCUGCAGAUAAAUGGAGAGGUGGUAUUCAUUUUGGGUUUGUACCAACUGUGGAAAAACCAGUUGAUUGGGAACCAUUUGUAAGUAAAUCGACAUAUGAUUUGUUAGCUCAGGGAGAGUUCCAUAAAGUUCCAUACAUGGCUGGGUUUUGUGAGCGGGAAGGCCUUCUAAUGGUGACACAUGCGGCACCAAUACUAGAACAAUUGAUGAAGCAUAAGAAAUUUUCGCCACAUCUCCCAUUUGGUCUUGAUGAAAGUGAAACAGCUGACUUGGAGACAGAGGUCAAAGCGAUAUAUCUAGACGGGGAGAAGAAAUAUGAUGAACCCGAUUCAUUUGCAAUAGACUUCUUUACAGAUGUAGAUUUUUUGGGUGGUGUUUACGUAUCAACAAUGUUGAUAGCAAAACAUAAUUCACCAGUUUAUUUCUACGACUUUGCAUACGAUGGUAAUUUGAAUUAUAUAAAGAAGAAACACAAGAUGAAUAGAGCUGGCGCUUGUCAUGGUGAUGAUGGAGGGUAUAUUGUUUGGAGCAGCAUACUUACAGACCCUACGGAGACAGAUUUACUUGUUAAGGACCGAAUGUGCACUAUGUGGACUAAUUUUGCUAAGUAUGGAAAUCCCACACCGAAAACAGAUGAGCUUAUUCCAUGUAUUUGGGAACCGAUUGCUGAAACAGGAUUGACCUACCUGCAAAUUGAUAAGGAUUUGACAAACAAACAUACAUUAUACUCAAAACGGAUGAAGCUUUAUACCGAGCUAUAUGCAAAAUACUACCAGCCUUAA
Leptosia nina is the source of this 1593-nucleotide messenger RNA. The record is from the annotation of a GenBank genome assembly. Lineage: Eukaryota; Metazoa; Arthropoda; Insecta; Lepidoptera; Pieridae.